AACGGUAUUUCGGGAUGACGCUACAUGCUAAACCCGGUAGUGCAGCUCAAUAAUCUGAUCAUGUGAAACGAUCAGAUGGAUGAUCAAAACAUUAGUGUCAGGAUGUGUUGACAUGUUUCUAGAGUUUAUAUCAGACGUGCGCAUCAUCUGUGAGAUAUAAUGUCGGACCCUCACUCAUUUCUGGGGUGUGUGAGAAGAGGUCUGCGCUUAGAUGUGUUUAAGGAUGUUGCUCGUCAAUAUCCUGUCAUCUUCUGUAUCUUCACCUUUAUGAUCUCCUCCACCAUCAUCCUCAACCAGUAUCUCCAUAUUCUCAUGGUUUUCUGGUCGUUUCUGGCUGGAGUGAUCACAUUCUACUGCUCCCUCAGCCCAGAAUACCUGCUGCCGAAUAUCCUCAUCUCUGUAAGGUCCAAGAGGAAACCACAGGAACAGCAGGAAUUAUUCCCUCUGGGUCACAGCUGUGCAGUAUGUGGGAAAAACCAGUGCACACGCCACAGACCGACCCUUCUGCUGGAGAACUAUCAGCCAUGGCUGGACUUAAAGGUGUCGUCCAAAGUGGAUGCCAGUAUUUCAGAGGUUUUGGAGUUAGUUCUCGAGAACUUUGUGUACCCAUGGUACAGAGAUAUUACAGAUGACGAAGCGUGUGUGGAUGAACUGAGACAAACAAUCCGUUUCUUUGCUGCAGUUCUGGCUCACCGAGCACAGAGAGUGGAUGUGCCCUCACUUGUGAUGGACAAAAUGAUGAAAGCGGCUAUGAAGCACAUUGAGAUCAUGGCAAAAGCACAGCAGAAAGUGAAGAACACCGAGAGCCUCCAGCAGGCAGCACUAGCUGAGUACGGUGCCGAUCUGCAUGUGGCCCUGCGGAGCCGCAAAGAUGAGCUGCUGUACUUGAGGAAACUCACAGAACUGCUGUUUCCUUACGUCAUGCCGCCGAGAGCCACAGACUGCAGGUCUUUGGCCCUGCUGAUUCGAGAGGUCAUGACAGGCUCUGUGUUUCUGCCAAUAAUGGACUUUGUGGCUGAUCCUGACACAGUAAAUCACAUGGUGCUCAUCUUCAUCGAUGAUAGUCCACCUGAGCCAAUCUACGAUCCUCCAUCUGCUCUGGUGCCCUUCCUGGAGAAGUUUGCAGAUCCACGCAACAAGAAAUCUUCGGUGUUGAAGUUGGAUUUGAAGGAGAUCAGAGAGCAGCAGGAUUUGUUGUUCCGCUUCAUGAGUUUCCUGAAGGAGGAAGGAGCGGUACACGUCCUGCAGUUCUGCCUGACUGUGGAGGAGUUUAAUGACCGGAUCCUGUGUCCUGACCUGAGUGACGCAGAGAUGCAGCGUUUGCAUGAGGAGGUGCAGAAGAUCUAUGAGACGUACUGUCUGGAGGAGAGCAUCGACAAGAUUAGCUUUGACCCCUUCAUCAUAGAUGAGAUCCACAACAUCGCUCAGGGGCCGUACACCGGCGUGGUGAAGCUCCAGACGAUGCGGUGUCUGUUCGAGGCCUAUGAGCAUGUGCUGUCUCUGCUGGAGAAGGUCUUCACCCCCAUGUUCUGCCACAGUGAUGAGUAUUUCCGACAUCUGCUCUGGGGUGCUGAGUCUCCUGCUCGAAAUUCAAAGCUAAACAGGAAUUUGAGUUUGGAUGAUUUAAGACUUGACAGCAUCCCUUUGGCCAGGAAUUAUGUCACUGGCCACAGGUCUCCAGUGGUCAAUUCCAGAGCCUCACCCACAUCUGUCAUAACACGUCGCCCUACAGUAUCACCAGCCCUCCCCAGGAAGAACACGUCGAAGCGUGGCGAGUCGUUUGGGAUCAGCCGAAUUGGCAGCAAGAUAAAGGGUGUGUUUAAGAGCAGCACGAUGGAGGGCGCAAUGUUACCACAAUAUGCCAUGAUUGAAGGAGAAGACGACACGGUGGAGGAGGCAGUGAUGGUGUUUGAGGACGACUCUCCAGUGCCUGUGGAGGGGGUUGGAACUCCAGGAUCAUCCCGCAACCUCUCCGCUUGGACCAUCUCAAUCCCUUAUGUGGAUUUUUCUGAGGACGAGGUUAAGAAAGAGCGCAACCCAGUCUUCUGCAUCGACGUGGAACGCCACGACAGGAAGAAUGUGGGGCAUGAGACCGAGAGCUGGUCUGUGUACAGAAGAUACGUGGAGUUUUAUGUGCUCGAAUCUAAACUCACAGAGUUUCAUGGCCCAUUCCAGGAUGCUCAACUUCCUUCCAAAAGAAUCAUUGGACCAAAGAAUUAUGAAUUCUUGUCCUCCAAACGAGGUGAAUUUGAGGAAUAUUUACAGAAACUGCUGCAUCACCCUGAACUGAGUAACAGCCAGCUGUUGGCAGAUUUCCUUUCACCCCACAGCAUUGAGACGCAGUUCAAUGAUAAAGCGCUAGAUGUCAACCUAGGGAAGAUAUUUAAGUCUGUGCCAGGAAAACUAAUGAAAGAGAAAGGGCAAAACCUGGAGCCAUUUAUCCAGUCUUUCUUCAGUUCCUGUGAAUCUCCUAAACCCAAACCCAGCAGGCCUGAGCUCACCAUCCUCAGCCCCACUGCAGAAAAUAAUAAAAAGCUGUUCAAUGAGGUGUACAGAAACAAUGCCAAUCUGCCUGAAGGCGUAGAGAGAAAACACAACCAGAACUACUUCAUGGAGCUGAUGGAGGUUGAUGGUUCAUAUGACUAUAUGAUGUUCAUAGGUCGUGUGGUGUUUCGCAUGCCUGAUUGGCUGCAUCACUUUCUGAGUGGAUGUCGUAUUCUCUUGAAGAGGACUCUAGAGGCGUGCAUAGGGCAUUAUUUACAGUCCAAAUUAGACCAGCUCAUGCAAGAGCAUCGCCUCGUCUCCCUCAUCACUCUGUUGCGAGAUGCUAUUUUCUGUGAGAGCACAGAGGAACGCUCUCCUGAGGAAAAACAGAGACGAGCCAAGAAGACCUUUGAGGAGAUGAUGAAAUACCUACCAGAUCUAGUCGGGAAAUGUAUCGGUGAGGAAGGAAAGUAUGAAGGCGUCAAGAUGCUGUUCGAUGCCAUUCAGCAGCCACUGCUAAACAAACAGAUGACGUAUGCGCUGCUUGACAUCGCUCUCCAGGAGUUAUUCCCAGAGCUCAGUAAGAAUCAGAAGCCAGGUCUCUCCGUCUCCACUAGAUGGAUGUAAAACAUUAUCAAUGUCUCGACAUCAGCAUUUUAUUGCA
Messenger RNA from Rhinichthys klamathensis goyatoka, 3148 nucleotides. RefSeq names its product sorting nexin 14 (gene snx14). The coding region runs from base 160 to 3111 and encodes 983 amino acids. Lineage: Eukaryota; Metazoa; Chordata; Actinopteri; Cypriniformes; Leuciscidae. Gene Ontology annotation, molecular function: phosphatidylinositol-3,5-bisphosphate binding. The record is from RefSeq and is a predicted model, not a curated record. The transcript is spliced from 31 exons. Gene Ontology annotation, biological process: autophagosome maturation. Gene Ontology annotation, cellular component: late endosome.